This is a messenger RNA of Suricata suricatta (meerkat), 485 nucleotides long. It is a transcript of the gene CHCHD7, whose product is annotated as coiled-coil-helix-coiled-coil-helix domain containing 7. The coding region runs from base 152 to 409 and encodes 85 amino acids. Lineage: Eukaryota; Metazoa; Chordata; Mammalia; Carnivora; Herpestidae. The record is from RefSeq and is a predicted model, not a curated record. The transcript is spliced from 4 exons.
CGUCGAUUGGGCCGGCGGCCGCCGGGGAGCGGGGGCAGCACGUUGGGAUGCGCGCUACUUAAGGUCCAGCUGCGUGAGCCAUUGACGUGUUUGGAGCUGGAGACGGCCUGGACGCUGGUGAAGCGGCCGCCUGAGGAAGAAACCUGUUACGAUGCCCAUGGUGGCCCGGCGGCUGAGAGAUCCUGACGUAAACCCUUGUUUGUCGGAAUCGGAUGCCUCUACCAGAUGUAUGGAUGAAAAUAACUACGACAGGGAAAAAUGCUCCACUUACUUCCUGAAGUACAAAAACUGCCGGAAAUUCUGGAAUACUGUCAUGGUCCAGAGAAGACAGAAUGGAGUACAGCCAUCAAUGCCUACGGCAACAGAAAGAGACGAGAUCUUGGGGGCAAUGGGAAAGAUGCCCUACUGACUGUUUGCAUUCAAGUGGUUUCUUUAACUUAGAAGCAGAUGAAUAUUUUUAAUAAAUGAUGAUUGUGGUCUUCGAA